This is a messenger RNA of Oryza sativa Japonica Group (Japanese rice), 12093 nucleotides long. The record is from RefSeq and is a predicted model, not a curated record. Lineage: Eukaryota; Viridiplantae; Streptophyta; Magnoliopsida; Poales; Poaceae.
UCUCCCCAUCUCCAUCCCCAUCCCCAUUCCCCACCGCCGAACUCGGCCCGUUCUCUCAAAAAAAAAAAAAAAACUCGGCUGGGUUCUUCUCAGUUCUCUCCUCUCCUCUCGUCUCGUCCUCCGCCUCUAGCGAGAACUGAGACGGUGAAGGGGUGGAUACUGGAGACUGGAAAAUCCAUGAAUCCAUCCAGAGUCGGAUUGGUUUCUCGCUCUUUCCCUCCCUCCUGAUCUUAUUUCAAACCAUUCAGUUUUUGUUGCGAUUUUGCUGCUUGGGUGGUGGUGGAGCAAUGGAAGGGUUUCUGCAUCGCCGGAAACCAACCACGACGAUGACGACGACGAGGAGGAGGAGGAAGAUGCCGUUGCUUCCGGCGAGUCUCCCGAGCAGCGGCGGCCGCCUCGGAUCUCCGCCAUCCCCCCCGCCGAGCUGCGCCUCGCCGGCGUUGGCACGGAGGCCACCGCUUCGGCAGCCGCAGAUGCCGCGGGCGCAUGCGGCGGCGGGGGAUGGGGGACCCCGUGCGUCGGCUUCCUGCUCGGGGGCUUGGCCCGGGCAACGAAAUCUGACCGCCAUUGAUGGUUUUCCCCCACCAUUUGGUCGCCAUUUUACUGUACAUUGCCUGCGCCGAUCUCCAUCCAUCCCGCGAGCAUCCUCGCUCGCUGGCCAGUAUCUGUACUUUGUCUGGAAUUUGCUUGCGUUAACCCUAGCUUCUCUUCUAGAUCUGGAAACUGCCUUUUGUCACAUUUUAUUUCCCCCAAAAUGUGGGGGUUCAAGUUCAGCUGAACCCCAUGCUCAGCGAGUCGCGAGGCGAUUGCAACAUCGGCCAUUUCAUCUCCGCUAGCGGUGGCUGAUGAUGGCAUUCGCUCCAAAAAACCGCGGCUCGUUUGAAGAGUUGCAAAUAGUUUACACCCCUGGAUCUAAACACACCCUGAAUUCCCCGCGGCGAUGAGGAAUGAGGCCGGUUUAGCUCCGGCGCCUCUCCUGAUCGGUGGCGGCCGCCUCGGAUUUCCGCUUUUCGGGGGCCAAUCCCCAGCCGCGUCGCGCACGCCGUGCGGCAUUGGUCUGGAGGCCACUGCUUUGGCAGCUGCCGAUGUCGCGGCGCCUGCGGCGGUGGAGGAUGGGGACCGUGCGUGGCGGUAUCCGCGUUGGCUUCCUGCCCAGGGUUGGCCGAGCAACGCAAAAUCUGAGCCGCAAUUGUUGGAUUUUUCACUAGCCCGUGCGUUGCAAUGGAAAAAAAAAACAAAUUGAGUUUCUAGCUUAUUUAGUAUAAGCACAGCAAUACUUCUAUGAUGAUUUUCCUUAUUGAACAAGUAGGUGAUUUCGAAAUUCAAAAGAACCAACGGUGAAAUGGAAAGGGCUCUUUGGAGGGUGGCGUGAUAAUAUUGUGGGUAAACAUUUUAAGUAGGAUUGAUUUAGUCGCCAUUUUGUUGCACAUUGCUACCCCUCUUUCUCCUCCCUCUCUUUCUCCGCGUGCUUGCGUGAGAGAGAAAGCUGGUACUACUUACUCUGCUUAGAGCAAGUUUAAUAGUAUAGCUAACUACUACUCCCUCCGUUUCACAAUGCAAGUCAUUUUAGUAUUUCCCACAUUCAUAUUGAUGUUGAUGAAUCUAGACAUAUAUAUCUAUCUAGAUUCAUUAACAUCAAUAUGCAUGUGGGAAAUACUAGAAUGACUUACAUUGUGAAACGGAGGAAGUACUAUCUUCAUGGGUGUGUGUUUUGAGCUCGAGCUGAGCUUUGACUGCCCUACUUCCAAGUUCCAACCGGUCUCUGCAUCAGUUCCCCACCUGUAUGGUGCUGCCUCUGCUGCUCCAUUGCCUUGGAUUCGUAGCAGCCAAGGCUGGGAACCUUCAGUGGAGUCUGAUGCGGCUUCCGCGUCGGGAUUUGGUGGGUAGAUGCGCGAUCUGAUCUGAUCUCUGAAUAUCUGAUGGAUGGAUGGAUGGAUGUGUGGUGGUGAUGGAUUUUAUUUGCUAGUUGCUCCUGCUAUUGCGCUUGCUGUUGUGGCCGACACAAUCUCCUCUUGCUCGUCUCUGUAUAUAGUGUGCUCUGCUGCCUGUGUUCCUCUGGGGAUUCUUAAACUUGGGUCAGAAUUCCUGGCAGAUGUGCAAUAUUACAAUAAUUUCCAGUUCACUUCGUAUUGUGGUAAUGAGCAGUGAUGAUCACAAAAGCAUGCUUGCUGUUGGACAUUCAAGGUGGCCAUCUGAUGCCAAAGUACCUGGACCAACUUCUCCAGAAUGUUGGAAACAUGGAAUGGAAUGUGAGAGUGUGGAUGAGGGGCGAUGAUGAUCAGCCUUUUCUGACAAGCAUGCCUUUGAAAAAUCAAGGCAGCUGAGGGUGUCAAUUAGACUUGAUCCUAUCAUCUCUUGUGACCUAUUCACUCACUAAUGUUAGGUGGUUCUUGCACCUAGGAUGGUCAUUCUGUUAAUGAUAACCAAGGAAGGUCCACUUACAUUAGGAUGAGUAGAUUGUGGAGCAAGAUAUAUAGGGGUUGGGUCUGUAUGAUUGAUCAAAGGCAAAUCUGAGCCCACUUAGGCCUCUUUUGGAGUGGAGGAUUUUUUUGGAGCAUUUUCACGGGAAUUGAACUAUUUUCUGUGAAUAUCCUGUGUUUCAAAGGAGGAUAUUUUUGGAGCAUUUUCAUGGGAAUCGAACUAUAGUGGGGAUGAAAACGGUCGGGAAAGUUGUGUCAUCUGUUGUCGUUGUCAACAAUUCGAUGGGAAAACUCAUCUAUUUAUCUUGUCUAAAUUUUUAUGUUCUGAUCUAAUAUUGUUGGGCUUGAAGCUUGAGCGAUAGCCAAGCAGCCAUUGCAGGCCUGCAGCGUGGUUCUGGCUUCAGUGGCUUCGGUGAUUUGUACUGUACUUUCCCUACCUACUUUUUUUCUUCAGCAUCUCGUUUUCUCUUGUAAAUUCUACAGUGUGCCUGCCCCUAGUGCGAUUCUCAAAUAGUUACGGUUGAAAAUUUGUUCAAACCCCAUAGUUUCGAAUUUGAGAAAAGCUUUUGUUUUAGAUCUGAUCAAAUUUCAUUGUUUUUUAUUAACAAGUGCACUAUAUUGCAGUUGUGCAAACUCAUGUUUCUUACGUGCCCUGAAAAUUUUAAGCUUAUUUUUUUCGCGGGCAAUCCGGCUGAAAUUUUUGUUGAAACCGUACUGUUUUAAAUUUGUUAAAACCUUUUGCUUCAGAUUUAAUCAAAUUUCAUUGUUUUUAAUUAAUACAUGCGAAUUUGCAGUGUUACCCAAUCUUAUGUUUUUUUUCUCUAAUAAUUUAAAGACGCAGUCUACCUCCGUUUCCUACUGCGUGUCUGCGGGCAGAUCCCGCAUUACUCCAGAUCCCGUUGCAACGCAUGGGACAGUACUUGUCUCGGGAAAGGAAAAAGUACACCGAAGGUCCCUCAACUUGUCAUCGAGUUACAAAAUCGUCCUUGAACCGCAAAACCAGAUACAACUCAUCCCCCAUCUUGCAUCCCCCCGAUCCAUCCACCGGUGCUACCCCUACCUCCGCGCGGCGAUGCUGCGGCCGGCUUGGGAUGUUCCCCCUGGAGCCGCCGCCGCAGCGGAUCCGGCGGUGGUGCGGGUUGGUGCGGGUUAGGGAUCCGUUGGUCGUGGGGGCGCGGUGCGGCCUCCCGUCGUUGGAGUGGCGGGUGGCCUCGCUGCCACGGCGAGAUCUGAGCCACCACCGCGGCAAUGGAGGAUUCGUACGUGUUUGUUUCAGUUGCAGUUUUGAUUUGGUUUGGUAUGCUUGCCAUCACCAUCACCAGAUUUCGAUUUGUUUCAGUUGCAUUUUCUCCUCCUUCCAGUUUCUCCUCUCCUCUCCUCGCAGUGUACGCUUGCGUGUGUGUACAGUUCCACGCUCUACACACGCUGAGCUAGAAGAGAAGAGCACUGGGGAAAAAAAACUAUGGGUUAAUUGGAUCAAUUGCAAAUUAUAACUACUUGCCACUGUUUGAUAUAUCCGUAAUCUCAUCUUUCUCUCUCACAACACCCUCUCUGAACAAAGUGGCAACUCACUUGUGUUCCAAGGGAUCUUAUUCGGGGCCGCCUCCUCCGCCAUGCCCGUAUGGCUGCUUGGAUGCUCAUCCAUGGCUGUGCAGGCGGUGGUGGGGGCAGGGAACCGAAGAUUAGAGCAAGUUUAAUAGUACAGCCAACUAAUGUCUAUAAGCCACAUCUGUCUCAACCUUGUUGGAAACGUGGCGAGAAAAUUGCACAUCUACCAUCAGAAAAGAGUGGAUUCGUUGGAAACCUGGGAAUGCAGAAUGCCAUCCUCCUCCGCCGCCGCCACCACCAACACCACCCCUUCUCCUCCUUCCAUUCUCUCCUCUCCUUACUGUGUUCUCUCGCGGGCGUGCGUGUACAGUUCGACGCACUACUGCAAACUGAGCUAUAAGGGCAAGCAGAAAAUAAGGGGAAAUUUAACUAUUUGCUAUUGGAUCCAUGCCAUUGUAACUAUCUGCCACUCUUUGACAGAACUGUAAUAUGUCUAUCUCGCAACACCCCCUUUGACAAAGUGGCAACUCACUCACAUGUGUUCAAGGGAUCUUUGGGGCCGCCUUUGGCACGCUCAUGGCUGCCAGGAUGCUCAUCCAUGGCCCGUUCGGCGGUGUUGGGGGCCGGGAACCGUAGGUUGGUGGUGUCUGAUGUGGCUUCGAUGCCGUGGUGACGGGUAGGGUUUGGUCGUCAGAAUUCUGAGGCCUGAGCUCCUUUUAGUGAUGAAUGGCUGGUUUGGACUUUCGAUCUCGAAUUUGUGAAGCUCGCUGUUUCCACUGGCUUGAGCUCUCCUUGGCAUUCAGCUGCUGUUGCUGUGAUGAUCUGAUAUAUACUGUUGUUGCUGCUGCUGCUGCUGGUUGCUACCCUCGUGUGGUGGAGACACCUCCUGCUCACAGGUCGAGGAGGGGGGGGGAUGGGGUGUCUGCGUGCCUAGGCUUGAUGUUGGGAGUGCCAUGGUAUGUUGCCGGAAAUCGCGGCAAGAACAUUUGACAGCCAUUGGGAGCUCCCUCGCUGCCUGAGGUCCAUGGCGCCCCUGGUCCCUGAUCUCCAUCCCGUGAGCAGUGGUGCCAUAGUACUGCUGCAUACUCGCUGGUGAGCAUCCAUACGUGCAUCCUCUGUCAUCCCUCUGUACCCACACCUUUCUCUCUUUGCCUUAACCUUUAACUUCUCUAGAUCUGUGCAUGCGUGAUCACAGUUCGCUAUACGCAAACUCCAAACCCUAAACCAAAUCUGCCCUUCUGUAACAUAUUCACCUGCUAAUGUUAGGUGGUUCUUGCACCUAGGAUGGUCAUUCUGAUAAAUGAUAACCAGGCAGAUCCAUUUACAUCAGUUGAGGGACAUAAAAUAGACUUAUUCCGUGUCAGUUUCCUGCCUGGGGCUGGUCGGGCAAUGUGAAAUCUGAGCCGCUGUUAUGGAUUUUUCACUCUUUAGUCACCAUUUUGCUCUAUACACUGCCAUCCCCCCUCACUCUCGCUGCGCGCUUGCGCGCGAGAGAGAGCUUGCGAGCUGAUCUCGUUGGCAAUGUACGUACAUUCUGCUUAUAUUUUGGAAUGGAGGGAGUAUAUAUGUAUGGUUUUCUCAUCUGUGUGUCUCUAGAAUGUUGGAAACAUGGAAAGGAAUGUGGAUGAAGGGCAAUGAUGAUCAACCUUUUCUGACAAUCCUGCCAUUGAAGAAUCAAGGCAGCUGUGGGUGUCAAUUGGACCUGAUCCUAUCAUCUCUGGCAACCUAUCCACUCACUAAUGUUAGGUGGUUCUUGCACCUAGGAUGGUCAUUCUGUUAAUGAUAACCAGGGCAAAUCCACUUACAUUAUGAUGGAUAGAUGGUGGAGCAAGAUAUGUGGCUGUUGGAUCUUUACGGUUGAGUAAAGGCGAAUCUGAGCCCAAUUAGGCCUCCUAUAUAAUGGCGGAUUUUUGUAGGAUUUUCACGGGUAUUGAACUAAUUCAUGGGAAAAUCCUGUGUUCCAAAGGAACCCUUGUUACUAGGAUGUGUCACAUCCGGUCAAAGUACCUUAUUUUUUGGGACGGAUGGAGUACCUUUUCUAUGUGAAUAGUGUGUCUAUGCCAGCAUUUUCUUCUUCACUUCCCUGUUACAAUGGACUUGGUCUUGUUCCAACGGAAUGCAAUGAUGAUGGUGAUGAUGUUAAACCUUUUCUGAGGCAGUUGUGGUUUUAAAGAACCAACUCUCACCUCUCUUGGAGUCAGUUCAACCAUUCACUAGUGUUAGAGCAAGUUUAAUAGUAUAGCCAACUACUAGCUCCAAAUAGUAUAUAGUCAAUUUAAUAGCCAAUUUAUACAACAGUUACCUAUAAACUUAUACUCCUACACAAGUAAUACAUGGUCCCACCUGUCAUACAUAUAUUACACCUAGUCUGUGCUGCAGCUGGCUACAAAUCUGUUGCCCGCUGCUCUUAUCUCUCCUCAUUUAUCUUCUCGAUAUGCGUUUAUAGUUGGCUUAUAGUCUGCUAUUGUACCUGCUCUUAGUGGUUCUGUGCCUAGGAUGGUCACUCCGAUGACUGAUGAGUGACAAGCAGUGCAGCUCCACUUAUAUUAGUAUGAGUAGAUUGUGGAGCACGAGGUUUGAGGAGGAAAGGCGAAACUGAGCCCGUUCAAUGCCAUUACACUAUUCAUAUUGCUACUGUGCUGGUAAAUUUAACAUAGCACUUCUCUGUUAUUUUUUGAAGCUAAUUGCCAACUUACAAGUGGUCAGUUUGCUGUGUUGGAAAAUUAGCUACAUGCUGAUUUAAAGCUGAAGUUAAUGAGUAUUGAGUACUUAAUGCUGCCUAUCACUCACUUCCAUGGUGAAUUGUUUGAAUGAGAACUCUUAAUCAUUUGCCCAGAUGAUCAGUGAGCCACUCAUCUGUGGACACGGGGGACAUUGGAUGGUGACUCUCACGAGCCCUGUGCAAUUGCCACGUGCAUGCUCCCGCCGUAAAGGACUACAGGUACAUGGCUAGCGGUGAUCUCCACCCCAUGAGCAGCUGUUCUGGUAUCCCGCUGCUUCCUUCCGCUGAAUCCUCGCUCGCUCGCAGGUGAGCACCCAUACAAUCUAGAAGAGAAGGUUCACGCCAUCCAAACCCAAAAUCAUAAACUAAAUUAGCGCUUCUGCGCUGAAAUACUCUUCUCCAAGAGUAUUUGUUUUGAGCUCCAGCUGAGUUUUGACAGCCCUACUUCCAACCGGUCUCUGUGUCAGUUCUCACCUCCAGGGUGCCGCCUCUGCUGCUCCAUUGCCUUGGAUUCAUAGCAGCAAAGGCUGGGAAUCCACGGUGGAGUCUGGUGUGGCUUCCGUGUCAGGAUUUAGCGGGUAGUUGCGAGAUCUGAUCUGAUCUGAUCUUAAAAUCUGAUGGAUGGAUUGGUAUGGUGCUGAUGGUUUUGAUUUACUAGUUGCUACUCCUGCUGUCACCACUGUAAUCUCCUCUUGCUCAUCUCUACAUAUGGUGUGUUCUGCUGCCUGUGUUCCUUGUGGGAUUCUGAAACCUCCAGAAUGUUGGAAACAUGGAAUGGAAUGUGGGAAUGUGGAUGAGGGGCAAUGAUGUUCAACCAUCCACUAAUGUUAGUGAUUCUGUGCCUAGGAUGGUCACUCUGAUGACUGACGAGUGAUAACCAGUGCAGCUACACUUACAUUAGUAUGAGUAGAUUGUGCAGCAAGAGAUGUGAAAAUCGGGUUUUGUACGAUGGAGGAAAGGUGAAACUGAGCUCACUCUGCCAUGGUGAUUUUUUGAAUGGGAGCUCUGAAUCAUUUGUUCCCUUCUAGUUCUGAUUGUAUCUGUUGACCUGUGUGAAAUUGAAUUGUUUUGGAUUUCUUGCUUUAUUUCCUUUUAGCAUUUACUGAAGGUUGGCUUCACAUCUUUGUGUAAUAGUGUUACAAUUGCCCUACAUCACAUGUUUGAUUUGUUUGCGUGCUAUGGAAAUCAGCAUUUGGUCAUGGAUAAAGGGACCAUAUAAUGCCUUGUUUGAACUUAGUUCAUGUAUUUUUGGUAUAUGCUGUGAUAACCUGGGUGAACAAAUGGCAACAGUUCCUUUUGUUGACACUAAUGCAGUGCUUCAAAUUGAUUUCUCAGCAAAACACUUUACCUUUUGUUUUGUUGCAUUUCCUUUCUAUGUUACCUGUUGAAUGGCUGUGAUGAAUUUGGCUGCCCCUUUGUCGGUGUUGGGAGAUCUAUUAACACCUCCUGAGUUGGUUCCUUGCUAAAUUGAUCAGCUGGUCGCCAAACUAGGAGGGCUUGCUUUGCGGCAGGUUACCAGUUUGCGGCUAUUUGCUGGCGGUGGCGGUGGUGGUGGCGGACUGAGGUUUUUAUUACUUCUAUGAUCUAAUUCUAUCAUGAACAUGCCAAUCCCAUUAGAUGGUUCAUGCACAUAGAUAUAUAUAUAUAUAUAUAGAGAGAGAUUGAGACAGAUUCUAUUGCAUUGUUCUGCUACAGUGGCAUGAUCCAACUUUGGUGAUUCAUAAUGGGGGUGAAAUCUGAGCCAUUCCGUAAAGAUUUUCUAAUUUAAAUUUCUAGUGUAUAUUGAUUUCCUCGUUGUUUGUUUGUUGCACUUGCUUGUCUGAAAGUUGUACUAUUUGCCUGCUGGUACUUUUGGGAAAUGCUCCAGAAGGCAUAUUUAUUUUCUGUUCUUUCAGACAACCCUCUUUUUUGUUUUGUUAUUUUUUUUUGUCACUGAUUGAUGGCCUGAAAAAUUGUGUCAUCUGUUGUCGUUGUCAACAAUUCGAUGGGAAAACUCAUCUAUUUAUCGUCUGAAUUUUUAUGUUCUGAUCUAAUUUUGCUGGGCUUGAAGCUUGAAUGUCUUCGAUGAUUUAUAUUGCACUUUCACUACUUUUUUAUUCAGCGACUCGUUUCUCUUGUAAAUUCUACAGUGUGCCUGCCGCUCGUGUGAUUCUCAAAUAAUUACGGUUGGAAAUAUUUUCAAACAGCAAGUUUCGAAUUUGCUGAAAUCUUUUGUUUCAGAUCUGCUCAAAUUUCAUUGUUUUCAAUUAACAUGUGUACUACUCCCUCCGUCACUUAAUAUAAGGUAUUUUGAUAUUUUUGCUUGCACUGUUUGACAAUUCGUCUAAUUCAAAAAGUUUUGGAAUUUUAUUUGUGACUUACUUUAUUAUCUAAAGCACAACUUUUUGUUUUUUAUAUUUGCACAAUUUUUUUAAAUAAGACGUGUGCAUAAACAGGACAACAAAAUAUCAAAAUCCCUUGUAUUAAGGGAUGGAGGGAGUAAUAUUUUGCAGUUGUGCGCAAACUCAUAUUUUUUCUUGCCCUUAAAAUUUUAAGCUUACUUUUCUUGUGGGCAAUCCGGCUGAAAAUUUGUUGAAACCGUACAGUUUCGAAUUUGUUAAAACCUUUUGCUCCAGAUUUAAUCAAAUUCCAUUGUUUUCAACCAAUACAUGCGAAUUUGCAGUGUUACUCAAUCUUAUGUAUUUUUUUCUCUACUAAUUUAAAGUUGCAGUGUUCCUCCUCCCUCCUACUGCGUGUCUGCGUGCAGAUCCCGCAUUACUCCAGAUUCUGUUGCAACGCAUGGGCACAUUACGGGCCGUUGCAACGCAUGGGCACAUUACGGCCUGUUUGGCACAGCUCCAGCUCUAACUCCACCCCUCUGGAGCUGGAGCUCAGCCAAAUAAUUUCAGCUCCACUAAAACUAGGAGUGGAGUUGGUUGGAGCUCUCUCACAAAAAAAUGUACUAGAGCUGUGGAGCUUGGUUUAGGUAGCUCAUAACUCUACUUCAGACUCAACUCCUAGAGUUAUAUCUAGGAGUUGGAGCUGUACCAAACAGGCCCGUAAACAGGCCCGUAGUCUCGGGAAAAUGCAAAGCUAAUGCUUUGAGUUUUGAUCCAACGCGGUCAUGAUUUGGCUUUGAGCCCACAAGCGGCCCAACAGGCUGGACCACCGGCCCAGAUGAUAAGUUGAGGGACCUUCGCUGUACUUUUUUCCUCGGGAAAAUGCAUAGCUUGUUUUGAUCCAACGCAUUCAUGGGCUCGUUUUGAGGCCACAAGCGGCCCAACAGGCUGAACCACCAGCCCAGAUGGGCCACCGCCUGGGAUUCCUCUCCCACAUGCCCUCUCCGCUCGCCACGUGCACCGCUCCCAUCGUGUACAGGUAUCUUCCCUUCCCUUCCCGAGUUUUCCCGUACAAAAACUUCUCUCUGCCGGCGACCCCGGUGUAAGGCUGUGUUUAGUUUCACGCUAAAAUUUCUCUCCGUCUCGUCUCCUACUCCCUCUUCUCUUCUCCCCCAACCUCACUCUUCUCCUCUACAAUCCCUAGGCCGCCGCUGCCGGUGGACGGCGGCGGAGAGCUGACUAGCCGAGCCGAGCAGAUCAGCAGAGAGCGACGCCGCUCGCCGCGCCUGCGGUGGCCUAUGCAUCAUCAUGCAUGGCAUGGCAUGGAUCGAUGGAUCGAACCUGGGACCUUCUGUUUGUGGGGAAGGUGGCGAUGAGGACGGAUGCGGCGGCGGCGGUAUCGGCACCCCCCGAUCCACCGGUGCUACCCCCUUCCUCCGUGCGGCGACGCUGCGGCUUGGGAUGCUCCCCCCCCUUGGUGGUGGAGCAGCCGCCGCGGCGAGCUCGGUGGUGGGGGGUUUUGGGAUCCGUUGGGUCGUGGGGUGGGGUGGGGUGCGGUGCGGCGACCGCGCCGAGCCCACGCUGAGAUCUGAGCCACCACCGCGGCGAUGGAUGGAUGAUUCGUAAGUUUGUUUCAGUUGCGCUUUUGAUUUGGUGUGCUCGCCAUCACCAUAUUUCUGAUUUGUUUCAGUCUCUCCUCUCCUCUGCUCUCCUCUCCUGAACCCAUUUUUGACAAUGGCACCAUGCCAAGAUUUCUCCACACAAGAACAGGCAAGGGGGAAUUUUAACUAUUUGCCACUAUUUGGCAGAUCUCUCUCUCUCUCUCUCUCUCAUUGUCAAAUCUCUCUCUCUUACACACACACAAAACAUCCUCUCUGAACAAAGUGGCAACUCACUUGUGUUCAAGGGAUCUUCUUCGGGGCCGCCUCCACCCACGCUCGCGCGUGGCUGCUUGGAUGCUCAUCCAUGGCUAUGCGGGUGGUGCUGGGGGCAGGGAACCGUAGAUUAGAGCAAGUAUAAUAGUACAGCAGGCUAUCAGCCAAAUCUGGCGAGAAAAUUGCAUAUCUACUCGCUAGAAUGGCAUCACUUUUAACUGGCAUUCGAUGUAAUGCCAUUCGCCGCCGCCGCCGCCUUCUUCUCCUCCUUCCAAUCUCUCCUCUGAUCUUCUCUUCACUGUGUACGCUUGCGUGUAUCAGUUUGACGCUCUACAAACUGAGCUAUAAGGGCAAGCAGAAAUUAUGGGGAAAUUUAACUAUUUGCCAUUGGAUCCAUGCCAUUGUAACUGGAGUAUUUGCUACUCUUCGACACUUCGGGGCCGCCUCCACCAUGCGGCUGGUUGCCUGGAUGCUCAUCCAUGGCCGUGCGGCGGCGUUGGGGGCCGGGAACCGUAGGUUGGUAUUGUCUGGUGUGGCAUCAGUGCCAUGGUGACGGUAGGGUUUGGUCGUCGGACCUUGAGGCCUGAGCUCAUGUCAGUGAUGAAUGGCUAUUUUGGACUUUCGGUCUCGAUUUUGCGAAGUUCGCUGGUACUGCUGGCUUGAGCUCAGUGGCAAAUCUGUUAUCAGUGGCAAAUAGUUAAUUAUUCCGGGAACUAAACACGGCCUUAAUCGCAAAUUUCUCUCUUCGGAGACUCGUCUCGUCUCCUCUUCCCUCUUCUCUUCUCCCCCAACCUCACUCUUCUCUAUAAUCCCUAGGCCGCCGUGGCCGGUGGGCGGCGGCGGCGGAGAGCUGACUAGCCGAGCCUAGCAGGGCAGAGCGACGCCGCCCGCCGCGCCUGCGGUGGCCUAUGCAUCAUCAUGCAUGACAUGACAUGGAUCGAUCGAUCGAACCUGGGACCUUGUGUUGUGGGGAAGGUGGCGAUGAGGACGGAUGCGGCGCCGGCGCCGCUGCCCCCGCCCCCCGAUCCACCGGUGCUACCCCUGCCUCCGCGCAGCGACGCUGCGGCUUGGGAUGCUCCCCCCUGGUGGAGAAGCAGGCACCGUGGCGAGCUCGAUGGGUGGGGGGUUUGGGAUCCGUUGGGUCGUUGGGGUCGGAGUGCCGCGGCGGGGCAGCCACGGGGAGAUCUGAGCCACCACCGCGGGCGAUGAAU